Macrosiphum euphorbiae (potato aphid) is the source of this 663-nucleotide messenger RNA. The record is from the annotation of a GenBank genome assembly. Lineage: Eukaryota; Metazoa; Arthropoda; Insecta; Hemiptera; Aphididae.
AUGUCGGCUCAAUGUGAGAAAGUAAAUUCUACUAGUCCAUCCUGCGAGUUUGGUCCUAAAUUAAAGCUGUUGCGGUCCAAUGAUCAGGUCCGGGAACUGCAGACCAUACUUAGAGACAAAAACACAAGUCGAACGGAUUUCAAAUUUUAUGCUGAUCGUCUAAUUCGUCUUGUCAUUGAAGAAAGCUUAAACCAGUUACCAUUUGAUACUUGUAUGGUUAUGACGCCUACCGGUAAUUACUACAAAGGUACCAAAUAUCAAAGAGGUAACUGCGGUGUCAGUAUUGUGCGUAGUGGAGAGGCUAUGGAGCAAGGUCUGCGAGACUGUUGUCGAUCGAUACGUAUUGGUAAAAUAUUAGUAGAGUCAGAUUCAGAUACUCAUGAAGCUCGUGUAGUUUAUGCUAAAUUUCCUCAUGAUAUAGCUGAUAGGAAAGUUUUAUUAAUGUAUCCAAUAAUGAGUACUGGAAAUACUGUUAUUAAAGCAGUGAAUGUGUUAAAGGAACAUCGAGUGGCUGAAGACAAUAUAAUUCUAUCAAACUUAUUCACUACACCUAUUGCUGCUCAAACUAUUACCACAGCAUUCCCAUUGAUGACUAUACUAACAUCAGAACUUUAUCACAUCGCGCCCAACCAUUUUGGUCAAAAAUAUUUUGGUACUGAUUAA